AUUAUUUGACGUUUGUCAAAAUGAUAUAUGUGUGUUCAAUGCUGUUGCAGUGUUUCACAAAAUUAUAAAAUAUUUACAAUUAUUCAAUCACAAAAAAUAAAACAAAGAAAAUAAUGAGAUACAUUUAACGUUCUAAAUAGUAUUUAUGUGAAACAAAUUAGUGCCUCGAGCGUCGUGCCUUACACACAAUACGAAAAGUUAAUUUGUUUAUAUGUUAUGAAAGUCAAAUUAUAAUUUACAAUGUACACUUCGUUUCAAAGAUUGACUAUUUUAAUAUUGACACUGUAUACAGUCAAAGCUGAAAUUGGAGACGUUGACUUAAAUGAAUUGUCGGAACAGCAGAAUUCAGUGAAAAUAAACAAAUGUUGCGAACCUAACGAGCUUAUGGUCGACUCUAUAUGCAGAUUAGCUGAACAAUAUAAUCAAAGUGUAUGGGAACCAGAAUUUAAAACCGAAGAUGGCAAAAAUACUUCAGUAAAAUAUUAUCGUUAUAUUAAUGGUGUACCAAAUUGUGCAACAACGCAACAAAGGCCUAUAUUUGAUUUAGGAAAGUCUGAAGACAAGUUGAAUUUGUUAUCAGAUGGACAUCUGCAGCACUUAAUUCAUCAUGAACAUAGCUCAGAUCAUAUAAAGGAUGACCCACUAAUAACGAACACAUACAGCAUCCAUGAAUCCAUUGUGAUACCUCAAGAAAAGGAGCCCUCAUUCUAUAUUCAUAACCAAGACAAAUAUUGUUUAGAUAAAAUACUUAUAUCAAGUUCAAAUGCAACUGGACUAUAUGCAUUAGUAUGUGUCCCAGAAGUUAUAAUAAAUUGGAAAGAUACAAGUUUUCUCAUGAAGAAAAUAUUGAAUCCUCUGUUUCACGCUAUCUCUAUGAUAUUAUUUCUAAUAGUUGCCAUUAUAUACUUUGUGUUACCAACAUUACGUGAUUUAGCUGGCAACAUAAUAACAACUAUUAAUAUCUGUUUAAUAGUCAGUCAAGCAGCUGACUUAGUAAGGAUAUUUACCGAGUACAGUAAUCAUAUAAGCUUUAUGGUUACAGAUGUAAUAUUGUACAUGAGUCUCCUGGGUGCAUUCUUUUGGCUUAACAGUUUCGGUUUCUACAUCUGGAAGACAUUCAAAUCCCGAAAUGUCUUCUUAAGAGUAACGGAUGUUCGUAAAUAUUGCUACUACUCAAGUGUAGUUUGGUCAUGUGUUGGUCUAAUGGCUGCUAUGGCUAUAUGCGCACACUAUCUACUUGAUACUGGCAUAGAUCCAUAUAAGAAGAUGCGACUUUCAACAACAAUAUUUAUUGAGGAUGUUGAACAAGAAACAAUAGGAUGGCUGGGAAUAGCUGUAUUUUUCACCCCCAUCGCUUUUACCAUAUUAUUUAAUCUAUUCUUUUACAUAACAACUAUAAAAGUUAUCAAAAGAAUAAAUAUAUAUGGAAGGAUUCAUUACAAGCUCAAAGGAUGUUUCGACUUAUUUGUGCAACUAUUCAUAAUAAUGACAAUGGCAUGGAUUUUCCUACUGCUGUCUUGGCUGAACUUUGAUGGUUUGUUAUACGCACAUAUAGUCGUAAAUUUACUGCAAGCAAUAUUGAUAUUCUAUGUGUGUAUAGUGAGACAAUCGCAUGUCAUGUUUCUGCUACGAAAGAGUUGUUGUUAUGCAGAACCUAUACCCACUGGGGAGUGGGGAGAUGAGAUGACUCAUAUGAAUGGUGGUAAUUAUUGAUUAAAUGUUUAUAUAUAUAACACCAAUAAUCCAAAUGAGACAAAAAUCAAAAAUAUUAUUAAGUAAUUCUACCAAGUUAUAAAGUUCACUAUGAAAUCAGCACCAAAAACCAAGUUAAACUAUUAAAAAGAUAAUGUAUUGUAAAUAUUUUGUUAAAAAAGUCUCAGAGAUAACACAAAACAAAAAUCCGUAUAAUUCUCUCACACCUUGUGACUUAACAAAAUACAUACAUACACAUAUAGUAUAUUUAUUCACUUAUAUUUACUGAAAUUUUGAGCAGUGUGUCCAUAGCUAGUGCCUUAGAAUAAGACAAACAGUAUUUUGCAAAGCAAUAUUUUUUUGUAAAGUAUUAUCGGUGCUGGUGAUUAUUGAUUAUCACUAGGCUUUUGAUAUAUGUUUUAUACAUUAGGUCUGAAAUUAUCUCAUUAUGUCUGUUUUUUUUACUUUUAGUAAAAUGCGAAAUAAUCGAAUAUAAUGUAAUAUUUUGACUGAUUUACACAUUAAUUGAGAUUUUACAAUAAUGACACGAGUGCUUGUAAAGUAUACAUUUUACACACAUUCGCGAAUUCCCUAAAACCAGUACUUUGCAGUGUUUAAAGUAUCGAUUUUUAUGUAUGGAAGCCAUAUAAUGUACCAAAUUUUUGUUGUAUAAGUUUAUAAUUUUUAUAUCAAUGUUUUUCUUUCACAUUGCUUCUGAUAUUUAUAAAUAAAAAUAAUUCACUUAUGUCCUCAAACUAAUAUACACUGUUUGUAUACAAAUUUGUAAUUUUGAAAUAAUUUCAAGUAGCUCAUUUAAGAUACUUAAUUAGGUUUUAAUCGGACCAAAAGUUUUUUUUUAAGUAACAAUUGUUAAUUGUGUUAUAUUAUAUUAUAAGCAUACUUUAUUCUUUUGUAUUUCAAUAUUACUGACUUUUUUGUAUAUUGUUCUCUUUUAAAUUUCCUUUAUUGAAAUUACACAAAAAUGUUAAGACUG
This is a messenger RNA of Vanessa tameamea, 2686 nucleotides long. RefSeq names its product probable G-protein coupled receptor Mth-like 5 (gene mthl5). Gene Ontology annotation, biological process: cell surface receptor signaling pathway; G protein-coupled receptor signaling pathway. The coding region runs from base 241 to 1713 and encodes 490 amino acids. Gene Ontology annotation, molecular function: G protein-coupled receptor activity. The transcript is spliced from 8 exons. The record is from RefSeq and is a predicted model, not a curated record. NCBI's taxonomy places the organism in Eukaryota, Metazoa, Arthropoda, Insecta, Lepidoptera, Nymphalidae. Gene Ontology annotation, cellular component: membrane.